AUGAUGUUGCUCCAGCGCAUGGCGUCGCUGGAGUCAAAGUUUGAGCAGCUAAUUGAGCGCCUUGAUACAGUGACUUCGCCCAAGAAAGAAGCUCCGCCUCCCGCAAAGCAGCCCGUGGAUCCUCCAAGUGAACACACCGAGUGGAAUACGCACCAUGUGACGAAUGUAUCAAGCAUGCUCAGCAUGUUCCUACAGCCGACUGACGUACAUCAACGCCGUCGUGUGCUACUAUGCAUGCUUCACCAUAUGCCACCUGCGCCUUUGCUUGAUGCGAUUUUCGAUUCGUUUCGGCAUGAAGUACAAUGGAUCAAUGGCAUUGUGGACAAGGCUUACCUUCAGAGCUGCAUGAGUGACAUUGUCCUUCUUCAAGAUGCGUUGCGAGAAAAAAGUGAUUUUUUCAACCAAUUGUGCUUGAGUGAUUUGUCGCGCUACAUAUACUCAGUCGCGGUUAGCUUGUCUAUAUGUGCGACGGCGGUCGUAUUUUCUCGUGAUGCGCAAUUGAAUGCGUUCCAAGGCAGCACGGAUUCAUUACCACUGUACCAGCGGUAUAUCCGCGAAGCCCUUCUCGGUCUGUCGGCAUUGUCUGUGUUCGAUGAGCCCAAUCUCAACUUCGUUAUUAUCAUGGUACUGGUCCUGUCGUGUUUAUCUUUUUCGCGGUUGCCAGGUAUUGCGUCUGGCAUUAUAUCACAUGCGGUUCAGGUUGCUUUCCUGCUUGAUUUGGACAUGGAGCCGCCUGAGUCAAUGUCAUAUGAGGAAGCAUAUCGUCGGGUGCAGUUGUAUUUUGUGCUAUGUGCACAUGACUGGUUUUCAACGAUGGCCAUCAAGAGGUACCCGCUCAUACCAAACGAUAAAGAGCGACUUCCCUCUUUGUUUGGCUCUGCAGAGCAGCGGUCGAAGUACCUUUCGCCAUACCAGCAAAUGAAACUGAAGCUAGCGCAUUUGUUCUGCCGCUCGUCACCUCUUAUUAUCCCCCAGAAAGAAAACUAUGCGUACAUUCGACAACUCCACGAUGAAGCUCUCGAAGUUCAGUCGUCCAUGCCAAAUAUUUGGCUGGACCCGCACAACUCGACCAUGUCGACCUUGUGUGCCAAGAUGCAUCGCAUGUUCGGCGAGGGCGCCUUACAUUACCUGCUGCUGCGCAUUCACCUUCAAUACUACAUGCGAGGCUGGGACGAUGAAACAUAUGCACUAUCGCGCGAUACAUGCUAUGCGAGUGCGCGAAGCUUGUUGCGUCUGUUUCGUGAAGCGUUCAGCUGGAAAAUUCGUAAUGAGGGCUGUGGGAAUGCUUGUGAAUCGUUCGUGCCUGAUGAAAUCUCUGUGCCCGCACGCAUGUGGUACUUUAGUCACUGGUGCACAGCCGCUGCGCUGCUCUUGCUCAAGCAUGUCACAAUGCUGAAUGAACGCAACGGGCACGCAAGCUGGGAUCAUGAGCGGGAAAGUAUUGUCGAAGACUUGUGUAUUAUGAGCCGUCUGUUUCAGUACCUGUCUCCUGUUCUGAGCUAUGCUCGUGAAGGUUACGAUGCGAUGCAGCGCGUCGCUUCACAUGCACUACAAAAGGACAUUGAUACAGCCCAGCUCUCAAACACAAACUGCGUCACACAUUGGGCUGAUCGCAUCAUGCCACAUCGCACUCAUGCGCCUUCGUCUGAGCCUAUGUCUGUGCUUAACACACUCUCGAAGCGGAAUGAGUUUAGCAGCGUCGCUCAUUCCACGUCACAGGCUUCAUCGACUCCAUCAAUCUCGUCCCAUCCCUGUUCAUCCCUUGAGAGUGCGACAACAGGGCUGUCCAGUGCUCAGCAGAGCCCCAACUUCCGGGCGCCUUCGAACACUUCAUCUGUUUCUGGGCCCAGCUCUGAUGUCAAAUAUGGAGUUGGACACAUUCUGGCCCAAAUUUGCUGCACCACAAGUUGGUUGAUUAACACAGCUGCAACAGGCUCGCAACAAGAUAUGCCUUACCCAGUGUUGCCUGAACCCUCUAUGUUUUUGAUGCAAUCUCAUCAGGCGCCUAUUCCUGUCGAUGCAGACAUGGCGUUGAUGCUCCAGCAAAAGGAUUUGUUGGAUACGGACCCCCUGAGCUCGAAUGUUGGAAGCCUCACACCAUUUGCUGAUGACUUUUUGCGUUCUCUAGACAAUAUCCCACCUACGCUGGACUCCAAUGCUUCGGCGCCCCUGCCGAUUCUUUAA
Messenger RNA from Malassezia globosa CBS 7966, 2184 nucleotides. RefSeq lists its product as uncharacterized. The coding region runs from base 1 to 2184 and encodes 727 amino acids. NCBI's taxonomy places the organism in Eukaryota, Fungi, Basidiomycota, Malasseziomycetes, Malasseziales, Malasseziaceae. The transcript has a single exon. The record is from RefSeq and is a predicted model, not a curated record.